GGUAUUAUGACUAAUGUUUUACUGUAGUUACUCAUGAUAUAAUUCUUACCUCAAUUGUAGCCUAUUUAAAAAUUUAACGUAGUUUACGUGAAUUAAGACUAGUUUGUGAACGGUCCAAUCGUGAUGAGAUGAAAUGGGUUUGUUACAAUGGUUCAAUCGCAGAAAUAAAUUUGAAAAAUGUUUGGUGUGUUGCAUCCUAGGAUUAACACUAGUAAUUAUUAUUCUGUUUAUUUGUUUCCUCACAUCUCACGAUAACAGAGUAUGUCUGAAACCCGAAUGCAUCCGCGGGAGCAUUCAUAUUUUGGAUUCUAUUGAUCCCAUUGUCGAUCCGUGUGAAGACUUUUAUGCAUUUGCCUGCGGUCAAAUGAAUCAAACAGACAAGCCCACUGAUCAUGCAUCUACCUUGAAAAGUUUGAGAACAUUAUCGAGUUAUAGGUUAAACAAAAUUGUGGGAGAAACAAACAUUAGUGAAGGCGUACCGAAAAGUUUAGCAUUCCAACGAACUUUCUAUAAAGCAUGCAUGGAUACGAAAAAAAUUGAUGAGGACGAGAACAGGACUUUUUUGAAAAUCUUGGACGAGUUAAUGGAAGGAUGGCCGCUGUUAAAGAUAGGCAAAUGGAAAGGAGAACAUUUUGUUUGGCAGAAUAUCAUGUUGAAAGCCAGAAAGUUAGGAUUAUAUCACAAUUUAUUUUUUAGGGUGGAUACUUUUGAGAAUAGUACAAAUGGCAAAAUGAUGUUAUGGGUUAGACCAAUUGAUGUGGCGCAUUUAGCUUCGACACAUUUCACAGAUAGUAAUUUAGACAAGAUACUAGAAAUAUUGAAAGAUUUGGGAGCUGAUAGUGUUGAUGUAAUACAUGAUUUGAGAGCUACGAUAACUUUUGCAGAAAAACUCACUGAUAUAGUAUUAAACCGAACAAAUGAAACAAUUCUUGGCUCCAGCAGCGAACGAACAAAUAUCACAAUUCAAAAUAUUAAGAAACAUUACAUUCGUAUAGACUGGGUGAAUUAUUUGCAACAUAUUACUGGCAUACCCAUCAAGGGAAGUGAUCAGAUUGUAUCUGAUAUAGACGAAUAUUUCAACGAGCUCUAUUUUCUACUACAGGCGACAGAAAAACGGAUCCAAGCAAAUUAUGUGGGAUGGAUAAUAUUGUCUACAAAUAUAAAUUUCCUAUCAACAAAACUCAGGAAGAAAUAUGAUCAGAUACUGAAAUCAUCAAAUGUUACCCUUCCCGUGGAAACUAGAAGUGACCGAUGUUUCCAAUUGAGUUUGGGAUUGUUCAAGUGGACUGCUGAAGCAGAAUAUGUGAGACGAUAUACAACUUUAGAAAAGAAAACAAGAGUACAAGUUAUGGUAGAUUAUAUCAAGUCUGAGAUGGAGGAAUUAAUCGAAACUUCCGAAUGGAUGGACGAAAUAAGUAGAGAGAAUGGUCUUAAGAGAUUAUAUAACAUCACUACACCAAUUGGAUGGCUUGAUAUUGCUUUUAAUGUAACAAAACUGGAAAAAUUAUUGGGAUUUGACAAGGUAAAGCGAUGGCCUGAUUUCAAUCAAACCGCAAUGGACAUCGCCAGAAUUGGAUUGAAAAUACAAUUUGAUGUGAACUAUCGCACAGUUCUUAAUAAAAUGACUGAUAUGGAUAGUAUUGGUAUACCCGGAAAUGAAGUGAAUGCUUAUUUUGUUAGAAACUAUAAUAUAUUGAUAUUACCAACAGCAAUAUUACAAGGUCAAAUGUUUGAUGAGAAUCAACCAUAUUACAUGAAUUUUGGCGCUCUGGGUAGUGUUAUAGGACAUGAGUUAUCGCAUGGCUUCUCUCUUUACCAAAAUUCAGAUGAUUUUUCAACAAAUUACGAUAAUUCUGCACUUUGGACCAACGCUACCGCUGAUAAGAGAAAAGAAAUAGUUCAAUGUGUCGAUGAUCAGUAUAACAAAUUCCAAGUUAAACAUGGAAAAUCAAAGACAAAUCAUACGAGUGGUGAAGAAAAUAUAGCAGACAUAAAUGGAUCAAAUUUAGCGUAUGCAGCUUAUCAGAACUGGAUAAGUUAUAAUGGGGACGAACCUAGUCUCCCAGGAAUUAAGUAUACUCCGAAUCAGCUGUUUUGGAUUAUGUCCAGUACGUACAUGUGCAUAGAACCUAAUAAUGGGAGAAGUAUUAAUCAAAACCAUGGUAUGGCGGAGUUUCGAGUUAUAGAAAGACUUAGACAAUCAGCUGAUUUUGCAAAAGACUUCAAUUGUCGAGUAGGAUCGAAAAUGAAUCCAGCAAAAAAAUGUAAAAUAUACAAUUAAAAAUGUGAAAAAAAGGUUUUUAUAUCAGAAUUAUUACUAUUUUCGUAGAAAAAGAAUGAGUUAUU
Messenger RNA from Diorhabda carinulata, 2346 nucleotides. RefSeq names its product neprilysin-2-like. The record is from RefSeq and is a predicted model, not a curated record. Gene Ontology annotation, molecular function: metalloendopeptidase activity. The transcript has 10 exons. Gene Ontology annotation, cellular component: plasma membrane. Gene Ontology annotation, biological process: protein processing. Bases 134 to 2281 code for a protein of 715 amino acids. NCBI's taxonomy places the organism in Eukaryota, Metazoa, Arthropoda, Insecta, Coleoptera, Chrysomelidae.